GUGAUGCAGGCAAGAGGGGACACCCUGGCCGGGUCCUUGCAGCAGAGAAAGGGACCAGUGCGUAGGUGGGCACCCCUCCAGCACGCUCCCCUUGCCCGGUGGAGGAAGCUUGGGAUGAUGGCGCAGCGGCUGCCGCUUUGUAGUGGGAGGCAGCUGUGAGAGAGGUGUUCUCUCCCCCUCCCUUUCCCCAGUCCUCCUCCUGCUCCUCCUCCUCCCCUUCCUUCCUUCCUUCCUUCCUUCCAUUCAUUCAUUCAUUAAUUUCUCUCCCUCUCUCCCCGCCCUCCCGGGCCUCCUAUGCGCUUCCGCAGUUGCUGCUGCGCAAGACCCAAACCGCGGCAGGUAAGGAAAGAGUUAAGUCCGUGGAGAGCUGACUUUUCGUGUCAGGAAAGAUUUUUGUGCUGCCUUUAAUCUAUCAGCCCUGUAAUCACACACACACACACACACCCCCAUGUGCACACCCCGGCGCACACAUCCACAAGCGCACUCUCUUCCCAUGGAGCGGAGCACCGAGGCAGCUGGAGAGAGAUCCUUCUGCAUCCAAGGAGACUCAGAGGUUCCAGGCCCUUGGCUUCUUCCCCAGCUCUGAGAAUCUGACAUAUGUAUGUUUCAUUCCUCUUCUCCCUCUUUUUCCUCUCUCUGCGGUCAGAGGCAUGGCUUUUGUUCUGCUUUUUAACAAAUGUACAUAUAAGAACUCAUGAACAUUGUUCCUCUGCGUUUCCAGCCAUUUGCCAAACAGGAAAAGCAUUUGAAUUCAAGCAGGAAGCCUUACUUUCCCCCCCCCCUCCCCCUGUGAAACUUUGAUUUUUUUUUCCUGGGGGGAAUUGCUGCGAAAGAAUAUUUCUGUUUCUCUCUCCUUGCCUGGGAGGAAGAAGGAGAGUUCUGGAAUUGAACAGAAGACGGAAAUGUGAUCAAAAUGUUGUCCAUCGUUAGGGAACCCUCUAAUAAUUCUGCUCGUGGGAAGAUUGAGCGGCUUGCAUUUUAUUUUUCUAAGUAAUUUCUUUUUUUUCUUUCUUUUUUUGGAUUUAUAAAUAUAUUUUGAAAUGGGAGAAGCGUCUCAGCCCAGGAUUGGCCAGCAUGUUUCCCCAGAGAUCUGCCUGGAAUAGAAGACCGAAGAAAUCGAAGACUUUAAUAUUGUCUUUUGGGUUUGUUUUUUUCAAAACUUUACACAAAAACAUUGGUGGCCGACUCGGCCUGCUUGGCAGAUUCCCCAGCGGCUUCUGGAUUCCCUAAAUACCUCCCCACUAGGGAUUGAGAAAAACCAGAAAACAGAAAACAACUAGCCGAACCUUCCUUGGUCCCUCUGGAUUCACAGCUACUGUAGGAUUUUGCUCUUCAAUCCUCCUUCAACCUCCCCACACACUCCCCCCCCCCCCAUCUUUUUCCCUCUUGUUCUGCCUGGAGAAGAUGUACGAAAGUGUGGAUGUAGCUGGUUUAAACGGCAGCCCGAACCCCUUCUUCAUGAUGGAUUUUUACAACCAGAACCGUGCAUGCUUGAUUCAGGACAAAGGACCCGGGAACCCCAACCCGUAUGGGACCCCUCUCCGUAACCAGCACUGGAACAAUUCCAACCACUCUAUCGAAACGCAGAGCACCAGCUCAGAAGAGAUUGUGCCCAGUCCCCCUUCGCCGCCCCCUCUGCCCCGCAUCUAUAAACCCUGUUUUGUAUGCCAGGAUAAGUCCUCCGGCUACCACUAUGGGGUCAGUGCCUGCGAAGGAUGCAAGGGUUUCUUCCGACGCAGCAUCCAGAAGAACAUGGUGUACACUUGCCACCGUGACAAGAACUGCAUCAUCAACAAAGUGACGCGAAACCGUUGUCAGUACUGCCGCCUGCAGAAGUGCUUCGAAGUUGGCAUGUCCAAGGAGUCCGUCCGGAAUGACCGGAACAAGAAGAAGAAGGACACUCCGAAGCAAGAAUGUUCAGAGAGCUACGUCAUCACUCCAGAGGUGGAGGACCUCAUCGAGAAAGUGCGUAAAGCCCAUCAGGAGACCUUCCCGGCCCUCUGCCAGUUGGGCAAGUACACCACGAAUAACAGUUCGGAUCAGCGGGUGUCCCUGGACAUUGACCUGUGGGACAAGUUCAGUGAACUGUCCACAAAGUGUAUCAUCAAGACCGUCGAAUUUGCCAAGCAGUUGCCAGGUUUUACCACGCUCACCAUCGCUGACCAGAUCACGCUCCUGAAAGCAGCCUGCCUCGAUAUCCUGAUCCUGCGGAUAUGCACACGCUACACCCCGGAGCAAGACACCAUGACCUUCUCGGACGGCCUGACGCUCAACCGCACUCAGAUGCACAAUGCGGGCUUUGGGCCCCUCACAGACCUGGUCUUUGCUUUUGCCAACCAGCUGCUGCCGCUGGAGAUGGACGAUGCCGAGACGGGCCUUCUCAGCGCCAUUUGCCUCAUAUGUGGGGAUCGGCAGGACCUAGAACAGCCGGACCGAGUGGACAAGUUGCAGGAGCCGCUACUGGAAGCCCUGAAAAUCUAUGUGAGGAAGCGAAGGCCCAGCAAGCCUCACAUGUUCCCCAAAAUGCUAAUGAAAAUCACAGACCUGCGAAGCAUUAGUGCAAAGGGUGCUGAACGCGUGAUCACGUUGAAAAUGGAGAUUCCUGGAUCUAUGCCGCCCCUCAUCCAGGAGAUGCUGGAGAACUCUGAAGGCAUGGACACUUUGGGGGCCACAACGGGAGCCUCCUCCCGCAUUGUCCCACCUCCCGGCAGCUGCAGCCCCAGCCUUUCACCCAGUUCCAACAGAAGCAGUCCUGCCACACAUUCGCCAUGACCAUUCUAGCCAUCAGGACAAGCUGUGUGACCCCCACCCAACCCCUGCAAUACACUUUGGUAUUUUGUUCCCCAGGAAGCCCGGACAAAGGUUUGAGGAUCGGGGUAGGGGGAAGCAAAGGGGUGGCAUGCUGCCUCAAGCAUAUCCCCCCCCAAGUCACAUGGUCGUGGUCAAGCCUGUGGGGAGGGGGCAAGCUCUGUGUACCUAUUCCAUACCAGCACACUAUCUUUCGUUGGAUCGUUCCAGAAAAAACAGGGUUCUGCUUGCUAUAAAAGACCCCCUUUUCCCCCUGGGGAGGCACAGUUCACAUGAAGGAAAUUCUGAUUUCUCUUCAGACAGAUAGACAUGUAGAUCUGAAGGACCGAGGCUCAGAACCAGGAGUGAGACUUUGAGAAGCAAAAAAACCUGAACUGCUCCAGAAAAAAUUGCCUCCUUUGUGGCACGCACCCCCGGCCCCCCACUGGUCCCCUUCACCAUGUCGUGAGCACAUAACACACCUCCACAAAGGGGCUGCUGCCAGCUUCAUGUUGCAGUGAAAAUGAAGUGGUGUUUUCUCUGGCUGUUUGCAUUUCAGAUGUUUCAGGGGAAAGGUUGUAAUGUUUUCUGUUGUUGUUUUUUUUUUAAAUUGCUCAACCCCAGUUUUGUCCUCAAGUUCCCAGAAUUCCCCGUAUCUCCUUCCCCAUUCCUAGUCCACUCACACAUGCCUAAAAAUGUCACCAGCAAAUAAAAAAAAAUAAAAGUAAAAUUAGUUCUUCAGGUAAAAAAAAA
This is a messenger RNA of Sphaerodactylus townsendi, 3540 nucleotides long. It is a transcript of the gene RARA, whose product is annotated as retinoic acid receptor alpha. Bases 1405 to 2772 code for a protein of 455 amino acids. Gene Ontology annotation, biological process: retinoic acid receptor signaling pathway; regulation of transcription by RNA polymerase II; cellular response to corticotropin-releasing hormone stimulus. The record is from RefSeq and is a predicted model, not a curated record. The transcript has 8 exons. Gene Ontology annotation, cellular component: transcription regulator complex; nucleus. Gene Ontology annotation, molecular function: nuclear glucocorticoid receptor binding; RNA polymerase II cis-regulatory region sequence-specific DNA binding; zinc ion binding. Lineage: Eukaryota; Metazoa; Chordata; Lepidosauria; Squamata; Sphaerodactylidae.